Molecule: messenger RNA, 1306 nt
Organism: Aspergillus steynii IBT 23096
Lineage: Eukaryota; Fungi; Ascomycota; Eurotiomycetes; Eurotiales; Aspergillaceae
Product: putative alpha-1,6-mannosyltransferase subunit
Exons: 3
Coding region: 101-1057 (318 amino acids)
Biological process (GO): protein N-linked glycosylation
Cellular component (GO): Golgi membrane; mannan polymerase complex
Molecular function (GO): alpha-1,6-mannosyltransferase activity
Source: RefSeq, a predicted model, not a curated record
CAACUUUCGAGCAUGCUUUGAUUUUAAAAGAAACAAGAAACACUUCUUCACAACUUUUCAAUAGUCCAGCACCUGGUCGCUGGGGGCGCGCACUUCCGCCAUGCAGUUCGCCCUACCUCCUCGGAAGAAUGCCCAUAUUCUUCCCUACGCCCGCUCUCCCCGGAUUUCAUUCCAGCGCAGGAAACAGCUCAAAGCGGCCGCGAUCCUAGGCUUCGGUCUACUCCUCGUCUUCUUCCUUUUGUCGCAGUUCUUCUACACAAGCACCGGGACGGCUGCUGUACCGAUCGGAACCCCGAGCGUCGUCAUCGUCACCGUCCUAGACCGCACGCUCUUCAGCAACGACUACAUCCAGAAGAUCGUCAAGAACAGAGAGGACUACGCCAAGCGACAUGGCUACGUGAACUUCUUCGCCAACCUCUCCGACUACGAGUCCUCGCUCGAUAAUGCGCCGCGAAGCUGGGGCGUCGUCCCCGCCGUCCGCCACGCGAUGGCCUCCCAUCCGCACUCGAAAUACUUCUUCCACCUAGACGCCCACUCGCUCUUCAUGAACCCGACCAAGUCGCUGGAAUCCACCCUCCUUGAUAACCGCCGACUCGAGUCCCUGAUGCGCAAGGACGUCCCCGUCGUGCCGCCCGACAGCAUCAUCAAGACCUUUUCGCAUCUCCAAGCCCAGGAUAUAGACCUGAUUGUCAGCACGGAUAACGAAGACUUGAGCGUCGGGAGCUUCGUCGUUAGGCAAGGGGAGUUUGCGCGCUUCUUCUUGGACUUCUGGUUCGAUCCGUUGUAUCGGGGUUAUAACUUUGCGAAGGCGGAAAUACAUGCUUUGGAUCAUAUCGUCCAAUGGCAUCCCACCGUCCUGGCCCGGUUGGCCUUAAUCCCUCAGCGUGUCGUCAACGCCUACAGUAAGGAUUCAUCCGGCGCCGCUGUCGAUGGGACGUACAAGGACGGCGACCUAGUUCUUCGAAUGUUCGGGUGUGACACGGAUCCGAAGCGGAGUUGCGAGAAGGAGAUCGAGCCCUAUUAUAAUCUGUGGGCGAAGAACUUGAAAAAGGAGUGAGGCCACUCCUGGUUUGUUGGCUCAGGCCUGCUUUAUGACUUGUAAGACACUGUAUUUUUUUAACCUUUCUUUUAUUUUAUUUCCAUGCAACAUGAUGGAGGAUUUUAUGUCUUGGAGUUCGCUGGGAAAUGAACAGGUUGUGAUGAGCUCCUUUUUUUUGUUAUGUUUUAUUUUGGUGUUUGGGAGCUUUUGGGUUUACGAGACGAGUCUUAUAUAGAGUAUUCUUAAUCUGUGGAAUUUUGUUCAAUG